AUGAACAAGUAUUGUUUAGUAUUGGAAUAUGCUGAUAGUGGUACGUUAAAUGAUUAUUUAGAUAAACAUUUUAAUGAACUUGAUUGGAGUGAUAAGCUUAAUUUAGCUUCACAGCUAGCAAAUGCAAUAGCAUUUUUACAUGAUAACAAUAUUAUUCAUCGUGAUCUGCAUGCAAAUAAUAUACUUAUACAUCAGAAAACUAUUAAGCUGGCAGAUUUUGGGUUAUCUAAAGAAGCAUCUAAAGAGACUAGUAACUCAUCACAAAUAUUUGGUGUUAUACCCUAUAUAGAUCCGAAACGUUUUAUCAUUGAAAAAUAUAAGCUAACUAAGAAAUCUGAUGUAUAUAGCAUCGGAGUACUUUUCUGGCAAAUUUCGAGUGGACAUCAACCGUUCUAUGAUGUUGAUUAUAAUAUAAUGUUAAGUUUGGAAAUAACAAACGGAAAAAGGGAAGAAAUUAUCAAAGACACUCCUGUUGAAUAUAGUAAUUUAUAUACGGGUUAG
Messenger RNA from Rhizophagus irregularis DAOM 181602=DAOM 197198, 501 nucleotides. RefSeq lists its product as uncharacterized. Gene Ontology annotation, cellular component: cytoplasm. Gene Ontology annotation, molecular function: ATP binding; protein kinase activity. The record is from RefSeq and is a predicted model, not a curated record. Gene Ontology annotation, biological process: protein phosphorylation; signal transduction. NCBI's taxonomy places the organism in Eukaryota, Fungi, Glomeromycota, Glomeromycetes, Glomerales, Glomeraceae.